This is a messenger RNA of Glossina fuscipes, 2066 nucleotides long. RefSeq names its product tyrosine-protein kinase Src64B (gene Src64B). Gene Ontology annotation, cellular component: extrinsic component of cytoplasmic side of plasma membrane. NCBI's taxonomy places the organism in Eukaryota, Metazoa, Arthropoda, Insecta, Diptera, Glossinidae. The transcript is spliced from 5 exons. Gene Ontology annotation, molecular function: ATP binding; non-membrane spanning protein tyrosine kinase activity; signaling receptor binding. The record is from RefSeq and is a predicted model, not a curated record. The coding region runs from base 174 to 1853 and encodes 559 amino acids. Gene Ontology annotation, biological process: innate immune response; cell surface receptor protein tyrosine kinase signaling pathway; cell differentiation.
AAAAAAAAAAAAAAAAACAAAAACAAAAAAUUUAAAAAAAAAAUAACGGCAUUUAAUUUAAAUCUUUUUGAUACCAAAAGAAUACCAAAUCUAAACCAAAAAUCCACUACAAAACUACUUUUUUAUUUUUUCUAUAAAUUUAAUUCUAUACUUGUUUCAUAACAAGAAAAACAAUGGGGAACAAAUGUUGCAGUAAACGCCAGGACCAGGAGUUAGCACUUGCUUACCCCUCUGGAUACAAAAAAUCCGAUUAUACAUUCGGUCAAACACAUAUUAACAAUAGCGGCCAAAAACAUAAUAACGGUGGAUCGUUGGAUUCACGUUAUACUCCAGAUCCGAAUCGUGGUCCAUUAAAAAUCGGAGCUAAAGGCGGUGUAGAUAUUAUAAGACCGCGAACAACGCCGACUGGUGUACAAAGUACUGGAGGCGGUGGCGGUGGCGUUGUUGUUGGUGGUGGUGGUGGUGGCGGCGGUUUGGCAAAGCGACGUGUCGUCGUUGCCUUGUAUGAUUAUAAAUCACGUGAUGAGUCUGAUUUGAGUUUCAUGAAGGGCGACCGUAUGGAGGUCAUUGACGAUACCGAAUCUGACUGGUGGCGUGUAGUUAAUUUGAGUACGCGUCAAGAAGGUUUAAUACCAUUAAAUUUUGUGGCGGAAGAACGGAGCGUUAACAGUGAGGAUUGGUUUUUUGAAAAUGUGUUGCGCAAAGAAGCCGAUAAAUUGCUGCUGGCAGAGGAGAAUCCGCGGGGAACGUUUUUGGUGCGACCAUCCGAACACAAUCCCAACGGUUAUUCGCUGUCGGUGAAGGACUGGGAAGAUGGUCGCGGUUAUCACGUUAAACACUACCGUAUUAAACCGCUGGACAAUGGUGGCUAUUAUAUAGCCACUAAUCAAACCUUUCCCUCCCUGCAAGCUCUUGUCAUGGCCUACAGCAAAAAUGCUUUAGGACUUUGUCAUAUAUUAUCGAGGCCAUGCCCUAAACCUCAACCACAAAUGUGGGAUUUGGGGCCGGAAUUGCGUGAUAAAUACGAAAUACCCCGUUCGGAACUUCAAUUAAUACGUAAAUUAGGACGCGGCAACUUUGGUGAAGUGUAUUACGGUAAAUGGCGUAACAGUAUCGAUGUAGCUGUUAAAACCCUGCGCGAAGGCACUAUGUCAACACAAGCGUUUCUGCAAGAGGCUGCUAUUAUGAAAAAGUUUCGUCACAAUCGUUUAGUAGCACUCUAUGCGGUUUGUUCACAGGAGGAACCCAUUUAUAUUGUACAGGAAUACAUGUCAAAAGGCAGUUUACUGGAUUAUUUGCGAGAAGGUGACGGUCGUUAUUUGCAUUUUGAAGAUCUCAUUUAUAUAGCCACCCAAGUUGCCUCAGGCAUGGAAUAUUUAGAAUCCAAGCAAUUGAUACAUAGGGAUCUGGCGGCCCGUAAUGUCUUAAUUGGUGAAAAUAAUGUAGCGAAAAUAUGUGAUUUUGGCUUGGCGCGAGUCAUAGCCGACGAUGAAUACUGCCCCAAACAAGGAUCUAGAUUUCCCGUUAAAUGGACCGCACCUGAAGCUAUUAUUUAUGGUAAAUUCUCUAUAAAAUCGGAUGUCUGGUCAUACGGUAUAUUAUUAAUGGAAUUAUUUACGUACGGGCAAGUGCCAUAUCCGGGCAUGCAUAGUCGCGAAGUCAUUGAAAAUAUUGAACGCGGUUUCCGCAUGCCAAAGCCUACGAAUCAUUAUUUCCCUGAUAAUAUUUAUCAUUUGUUGCUGCAAUGUUGGGAUGCAGUGCCCGAGAAAAGGCCAACAUUUGAAUUUUUAAAUCAUUAUUUUGAAUCAUAUUCAGUAACGUCGGAGGUGCCCUACCGAGAGGUGCAAGAUUAGAAUUUAUAGUUAUUAGGUGUAAUUAAUAUAUUAAGAUUUUAGUAGGUGUUGCUAUCAUUCUCUCCCUAUAUUCUUUUCAUGUUUGUAAAUCCCUUCCUCCUACCAGAAGAGCAAGUCCGCAAGUAUUAUCUUCUGGCUUAUAAUUGUUUUGUUUAUUUUAAAAGAACUGAAAUUUAAUUUUUAAGUUUAUUAUAUUAUAUAUAAGACGAUAUU